AUGCAAGGCGCUAUUCAAGACUGCAGAGCAGAUGAAAGACAGGGCAGAGCUGACCUGGUCUGGUUAGAUCUUUUUAAUUCCCUUUUUCAACCUAUGCCCAAAAAUUUAACUACUACCUCCGGUACUUGGUCUCGCCUGGAGGUCGAGCCUUAG
Messenger RNA from Serpula lacrymans var. lacrymans S7.9, 153 nucleotides. RefSeq lists its product as uncharacterized. Bases 1 to 153 code for a protein of 50 amino acids. The transcript has 2 exons. NCBI's taxonomy places the organism in Eukaryota, Fungi, Basidiomycota, Agaricomycetes, Boletales, Serpulaceae. The record is from RefSeq and is a predicted model, not a curated record.